AUGUUCUUAAAAGCAAUUAAAACUAACGAGUCUAACCACCUGGACCAAACUGUGCACAAUCUAUCAGCAUUUAACUCUGAGGGCUCCUUCACUAGUAUUGCAUCCAUUGCUACUGCUGCGAUUACAACCAGAAGAUAUAUCAAACAAGGAAAAACGCUUACGAUGAGCGAUGAGCAAAUCUCGAUAACGCAGCGAAUGAUUAGUGCUUGCUCAGGAAGUUUAAUCACUUCAUUGGUGGUUACGCCAUUUGACGUGAUAAGGAUAAGAAUACAACAGCAAGAGAUUCUACCGCAAAAUGAACCUUGUUGUCAAAAACAUUUUCCUCAAGAGUUUCCUAAAGAGUUUCCUACAUCGAGUAUAAAGCCUGUAGGGAUGAAAAUACCUUCCUCGGCAACAUCGUCUCUUAUAACAUCAUCAUCACCAUCAUCAUCACCAACACUCGCAUCUUCUGCAACAAAGCUUGCUACAUCAUCACCUGAACUAUUUUGGAUCCACAAUCAUUACUGCAAUCCGGGAGCUGAAAAUUGUACUCGUAUUUCAUCCACGUUCCAAGGAUUUGCCACUAUCAGUAAGCAUGAAGGUAUUACCACGUUAUGGCGAGGGUUGUCAUUGACUUUACUCAUGGCUGUUCCGUCAAAUAUUAUAUACUUCACUGGGUAUGAGUACCUUCGAGAUCACUCGCCUUUUGGAGGCUAUACUUUUAAUCCAUUGCUUUGUGGUGCCUUGGCAAGGUGUAUGUCAGCUACAUUUGUCGCUCCGGUAGAGUUGAUAAAAACGAGAUUGCAGUCCAUUCCAGCAGAUUCUAAAGAGUCGUCUGGCGUAAUGCGCCACCUUUUGAAAGACUCAAUGACCUUGAUGCAAAAGAAUGGAGCUGGCACAUUGUUUAAGGGUUUGGGCAUUACACUUUGGAGAGACGUACCGUUCUCUGGAAUAUAUUGGUUUUCUUAUGAGCAUUUAAAGCGUGGGAUAUCCGAAUUGUUGAAAGUUGACUUUAACAAUAAUUCCAAAACAUCAGCUGAAGGUCAUGAAGAUUGGAAGGUGUUUACCACUUCGUUUCUAUCGGGGUCCAUUUCUGGAUCCAUUGCCGCUUUUUUCACCAAUCCAUUCGAUGUGGGGAAAACUAGACUUCAAAUUACAACAGAUGAUGAAAGUGUUAGUCGCGAAGGAAAUAGACGUGUGAAAAGACCAAGCAUGUUCAGAUUUUUGGCUGACAUAUACAGAAAGGAAGGUGUGGGUGCUUUAUAUGCUGGGUUUGGUCCAAGAGUGAUGAAGAUUGCACCAGCUUGCGCCAUUAUGAUAUCUUCAUAUGAGAUUGGUAAAAAGUUUUUCAAGAAUGGGAAUUUGAAUAGUAGAGAUGGAUGA
Lodderomyces elongisporus is the source of this 1362-nucleotide messenger RNA. It is a transcript of the gene MTM1, whose product is annotated as Mtm1p. Bases 1 to 1362 code for a protein of 453 amino acids. The transcript has a single exon. Gene Ontology annotation, cellular component: mitochondrion. Lineage: Eukaryota; Fungi; Ascomycota; Pichiomycetes; Serinales; Debaryomycetaceae. The record is from RefSeq and is a predicted model, not a curated record. Gene Ontology annotation, biological process: mitochondrial transmembrane transport.